This is a messenger RNA of Cylicostephanus goldi, 812 nucleotides long. The record is from the annotation of a GenBank genome assembly. Lineage: Eukaryota; Metazoa; Nematoda; Chromadorea; Rhabditida; Strongylidae.
GGAGAAUAUGCUCGACUUGGCGCAUUUGAACGACUUCGACCACCGUUCGAUCAGAAAAAUCCAUUCCCAGCUACCAUAGUCGAAAAUCGCGAGUUACAUACAGAGAAAAGUGAACGUAGUUGUCGACACAUCGAAUUCGCUGUUGAAGGUAGAGUAUUGAUUUUAUUGAUUUUUUCUUGUAUCAUCCUGUGCGCCUCAGGUUCGCGUAUUCGCUACGAGUCUGGUGACCAUCUCGCAGUUUUCCCCACCAACGAUCCAGAGCUAGUAGAAGCUAUGAUCUCGUUAUUAGACUUCAAUCCUGAGCAGGCGUUCCGAUUGAUCAACAUUGAUGAAGAAUCUUCAAAAAGAAAUCCAUUUCCUUGUCCAUGCACUUAUCGUACAGCCUUAACACACUAUGUUGAUAUUUGUGCACCAAUGAAGAGUCACGUGCUAAAAGCAAUCAGUGAAUACUGUACAGACGAGGGAGAAAAAUUACAUCUCUCAAUAUUGUCUACAGCCAAUGAGGAGGGAUUGAAAGAAUAUUCCAAUUACAUCGUAAAAGAGCGCAGAUCGAUUAUCGACGUACUUCGAGAACAUCCAACAUGCAAACCACCGAUUGAAUAUUUGUUGGAAUUAUUACCACGUCUACAGGCGCGUUACUACAGUAUCGCUUCAUCACCAAAGCACAAAGAGAAUCGAAUUGCCAUUUGUUGUAUAAUUACCAAGUAUACUGUAGGCGACAGAUUGAUUAAAGGAGUAUGUACCAAUUAUCUGUUGGGAAAGGUAAGUAUUAUUUUGCCAGUUUUACUGCUCAAGUGUCAGCUAAUAUAAGU